AUGAAAACGAGAGUCGUGUUGAGUGUUGGUAGUUGUUUGUGUGUAUUUAUACUAAGUAACUUGUGCUCAAGUACGACUGCUACUUAUGGCAGUCUAUCAAAGUAUGAGCGUAGCAAAAGAUCACCCAUACCAUGGCUAAUUUUUCCAGCAACCUCGCCCACUCGUAUCCAGUUCAUUGGUGGCAUUGGUAUACCGCUGGAGGAUCUCGACUAUGAGGCUGUCACAACAGGCUGGGUGCUGAAAGCGGAAUACUGGCUGCCCGAAACGCCGGAUUCGCUGCGUACACCCACCGCAUUGCCCAUUAAUCAGGUGCCAACGUUGGGAUCUGUAGGAGCACGAAGACAUCGACCGAUGCUAGAGAACUUUCUGGUUGGCGCCGACGACCUGGGCAAGAGCACCAAGAAGCUCUUCUCUAGAACUAACAGGGUUCUAAGCAGCUAUCGCUGGACGGUAUAUAAAGCCCUGGAAGGAUUGGCCAAAAAGUUGGGCUAUCAAGGACGAAUUUGUGUACUGAAAAGCAUUUGUGAGGUAGCCGAGGAACCUUUUCAUUUCAGCAAUGGCCUCAUUGCAGAACUCUUGCAUGUCCUAUUGACGCCCUCUUCAUCGGUGGAUAAGUUAUCAGAGCAUGCGGAUAAUGAGUAUUACUAUGCCGAGAAGGUGGGCCAAUCGGGUGCCGGCUGCGAUCGCGUCUUCAAGGAGUGUCAACGCAGCUUAUUACAGCACUUUAGCCAACUACGUGACAAUCUAGAUAGUUUUAUAUUUUAG
Molecule: messenger RNA, 765 nt
Organism: Drosophila hydei
Lineage: Eukaryota; Metazoa; Arthropoda; Insecta; Diptera; Drosophilidae
Exons: 3
Coding region: 1-765 (254 amino acids)
Source: RefSeq, a predicted model, not a curated record